AUGACUGAAACUGUCCGGACAACGUUUGAGAGGUCAACCAGGCGAUCCGCGUUGAAGUUGCCAUUAGCCGUUCGUUGUCCAAGUCUCCGCGUCGUCUCCACGACUCCACUUGCUGUAGUUGGUACUGCUGCUACCAUCCCAUUACCACGCGCCCCUUUCUCUCCUCGCCGAGAUCGAUACACGGAUAGAUCUCGCCUCGCCGGCGAAGCGGGAGAGGAGAAGGACGCCAUGGGGAACUGCUGCUGUGACGAGAUGGGCGCCGGCCGCCACUCCGUCGGCCACGCCGCCUCCUCCGCCGAUGCCGCUUCCACCGUGGCUGAUCGCUUCCUCCGCUCCCGCGGCGCCGGCGCGUCCACGCAGAUCGAGUUAUCUCUCUCCGCAUCAAAUUUGGGCGAUCAAGAAUAUUUCUUCAAGAGCAAUCCCAUAGUCGUCGUGUAUUCGAGCAAUGACGGAGCACUUGAAGAAAUUGGGCGCACUGAAGUUAUUGUAAAUUCAUCGAGCCCGUCAUGGAAUGCAAAGAUCAUUUUGCAAUACCAGUUUGAAGUUCUUCAGCCAUUGGUGUUUCAUAUUUAUGAUAUUGAUCCGCAGUUUCAUGAAGUCGGUGAAAAGAUGCUUAAACUGGAGGAGCAACAGUUUCUUGGAGAAGCCAUCUGUAAUUUAUCCGAUGUUAUCACCAAACAGAAUAGAUUGUUCACCCUAAAGCUUGGUGUUUCUGAGCACAACUUACCAAAUCCUAGUAAAUUUGGUGAGUUAACUGUUCAGGCCGAAGAAAGUGCUGGUUCAAAAGCAUUAAUGGAAAUGGUAUUCCACUGUUCAGAUCUUGAAAUCAAGGAUCUUCUUUCAAAAAGUGAUCCUUUCUUGCUAAUAUCCAGAAUGUCAGAGAACGGAACACCUGUUCCAAUUUGCAAGACAGAAGUAAGGAAGAAUGAUCUCAAUCCUAAGUGGAAGCCAGUGAUUAUGAAUCUCCAACAGGUCGGAAGUAAGGAGAAUCUCCUCAUGAUAGAAUGCUUCAACUUCAGUAGCAAUGGCAAACAUGACCUAGUUGGCAAGAUAGUAAAAUCAGUCGCCGAAUUGGAAAACAUGUACCAUAGUGGGAAUGGUGAAAAUUUCUUUGUUCCUGCCAGCAAUGCACAUGAUUGUCAUAGUAAGGAGGUAUUGAAGAGCCAGGUAUAUGUGGAGAAAUAUCUUGAGAAUAGUAGACAUACUUUUAUCGAUUAUAUUUCUGCUGGGUGUCAAUUGAAUUUGAUGGUAGCCAUCGACUACACAGCUUCAAAUGGAAACCCUCGGCUUCCAGAUUCCUUGCAUUAUAUUGACCCCUCCGGACGGCCAAAUGCGUAUCAAAGAGUAAUACUGGAGAUUGGAGAUAUACUACAGUACUAUGACCCAGCUAAGCGUAUCCCCUCUUGGGGCUAUGGGGCAAGACCUAUUGACGGUCCUGUUUCACACUGUUUCAACUUAAAUGGCAGCACUUAUCAGCCUGAGGUUGAGGGAAUACAGGGAAUUAUGUCAGCUUAUAUCAGUGCGCUACGCAAUGUGUCAUUGGCUGGUCCUACACUCUUUGGUCCUCUACUUAGCACGGCUACAGCAAUAGCAAGCCAAUCCCUUACAAACAACCAACAGAAAUACUUUAUUCUGUUAAUAGUGACGGAUGGUGUAGUGACUGAUUUUCAGGAGACUAUUGAUGCAAUUAUAAAGGCAUCCGAUUUUCCUUUGUCCAUCAUUGUUGUUGGAGUUGGUGGGGCUGACUUCAAGGAAAUGGAGUUUCUGGAUCCAAAUAAAGGGGGAAGAUUGGAAAGCUCAACGGGGAGAGUUGCAUCAAGGGAUGUGAUACAGUUCGCCCCAAUGAAAGAUGUGCAUGGUACUGGGAUAUCCAUAGUUCAGUCACUUCUUGCUGAAAUACCUGGGCAGUUCAUGACUUACAUGAGAACAAGAGAAAUUCAAGCAAUUAGUUAA
Molecule: messenger RNA, 1953 nt
Organism: Triticum turgidum subsp. durum (durum wheat)
Lineage: Eukaryota; Viridiplantae; Streptophyta; Magnoliopsida; Poales; Poaceae
Source: the annotation of a GenBank genome assembly